Molecule: messenger RNA, 1672 nt
Organism: Gekko japonicus
Lineage: Eukaryota; Metazoa; Chordata; Lepidosauria; Squamata; Gekkonidae
Gene: TRAPPC13
Product: trafficking protein particle complex 13
Exons: 13
Coding region: 195-1448 (417 amino acids)
Cellular component (GO): TRAPPIII protein complex
Source: RefSeq, a predicted model, not a curated record
UGUUUGUAGUUUAUGAAGCAGUGACGGGAGUGCGUUGGAUUGCGGGAAGCACAACCGGCGUAUGAUAGCGGGACGCAGCCAGAGCGGGUUCCCUGGUUGUUGUUAUCUUGACAUAUUUCUGCUCGUCACUGGUGGAGGUUUGCCUUCGGUUGACUCCAUAACGAAGAAAGCUACAGAGGGGAGCGGCUGAGGCGAUGGAUGUUACUCAACCGAAGCAGGAGCACCUCUUGGCCCUCAAAGUGAUGAGAUUAACCAAGCCUACCUUGUUCACCAAUAUCCCUGUGACCUGUGAAGAGAGAGACUUGCCAGGAGACCUGCUCAACCAGUUAAUGAAAGAUGAUCCUUCUACUGUAAAAGGGGCAGAAACACUAAUGCUUGGAGAAAUGUUGACUUUGCCUCAGAACUUUGGAAAUAUAUUCUUAGGAGAGACAUUUUCCAGCUACAUUAGCGUACAUAAUGACAGUCACCAAGUGGUAAAAGACAUUUUGGUAAAGGCUGACUUACAGACAAGUUCGCAGCGUUUGAAUCUUUCAGCCUCCACUGCAGCAGUGGCAGAACUCAAACCAGACUGUUGCAUUGAUGACGUCAUUCACCAUGAAGUAAAAGAAAUAGGGACACACAUCUUAGUGUGUGCCGUAAGUUACACCACACAGACAGGUGAGAAGAUGUACUUCAGAAAGUUCUUCAAAUUUCAGGUUCUCAAACCCUUAGAUGUGAAAACUAAAUUCUACAAUGCUGAGAGUGACCUCAGUUCUGUGACUGACGAAGUUUUUCUGGAAGCUCAGAUUCAGAAUAUCACAACCUCCCCCAUGUUUAUGGAGAAGGUUUCAUUAGAACCUUCUAUUAUGUACAAUGUUGCAGAAUUAAAUGCUGUCAGCCGAAGUGGGGAAAGUAUGUCCACGUUUGGGACGAGGACAUAUUUGCAACCUAUGGACACACGUCAGUAUUUAUACUGCCUAAAACCAAAGCAAGAAUUUGCAGAGAAAGCAGGAGUCAUUAAAGGCGUAACAGUAAUUGGAAAGUUAGACAUUGUAUGGAAGACAAAUUUGGGGGAAAGAGGAAGGUUGCAAACUAGUCAGCUCCAACGAAUGGCCCCAGGUUAUGGGGAUGUGAGGCUUUCAUUGGAGACCAUACCAGACACAGUAAACGUGGAAGAACCUUUUGAUAUUACAUGUAAAAUAACAAAUUGCAGCAGUGAAAGGACUAUGGACCUGGUUUUGGAAAUGUGCAACACUAAUUCCAUUCACUGGUGUGGCGUAUCGGGAAGACAGCUGGGCAAACUGCACCCCAUUUCAUCCCUCCACCUGACACUUACACUGCUAUCAUCAGUACAAGGGCUACAAAGCAUCUCUGGCUUGAGACUAACAGACACCUUUUUGAAGAGAACGUACGAGUAUGAUGAUAUUGCACAAGUCUGCGUGGUUUCUUCAAAAAUAAAAGAGAACUGAAAGAAAAUCAUCUUUUUGUUUUUAAUAUUUGUCACUGAGCUAUUUAGACCAAAUGUCUAGUAACAAAAUUAUGACUAUGCCAAACGACAUCCAUCUGUAAUGGAAGCAAGUAUUUCCUUAUUUAACUGUCCCUCUGGAAGUCAAUCUGGCAUCUCUGGAAUGUUUAAAAACAGUUCUUUUUUGUAAAGAGCCAAUAUACUAUUUUAAUCUAUUUGGAAAUAAAG